Messenger RNA from Pimephales promelas (fathead minnow), 6236 nucleotides. RefSeq names its product immunoglobulin superfamily, DCC subclass, member 4 (gene igdcc4). Lineage: Eukaryota; Metazoa; Chordata; Actinopteri; Cypriniformes; Leuciscidae. Gene Ontology annotation, biological process: cell-cell adhesion. Gene Ontology annotation, molecular function: protein binding. The record is from RefSeq and is a predicted model, not a curated record.
UGCAGCUCCAGUGGACACCUAAAGCGGGACUCACUGGUGUGUGUGUGUGUGUGUGUGUGUGUGUGUGUGUGUGUAAAGAGAGCUAACACACUCUCACACACACUUAACAUUUGGACACAACAUGGCGAUGAGGCGCCGAGAGACACGACGACUCUUCCCCGAUUAACACGACCACGUUAUGUUAGGUUAGGGGGGGACCGCGCGACAGGGAAAUACUACGUGAAAUUACGUAAAACGAAUUAAGCCUGAAGAGUUUAUUUUCCAAAUUCCAUUAUAUGCAUGUAGCUUGUGGCGGUCAUAUAAAGCACACUGCUUUACCCCGCUUCUGGAAAUCAAACGCUGUACAUGGCGGUGGAGAAUAUCUGGUUCUUCUGUCUACUUUCUCUGGGUUACUGUGGAUUAUCCGUGCAAGAGAAGCCUGUGUCUGUGGAGCUGAGCUGUGGUGCUGGUCCGGUCCAUGUGGUUCUGGAGCCUGAUCACCCUCUGCUGCUGGACUGCCACCUGGGGGCCAGUGAGCCCCCCCUCAACGUGACCUGGCUGCGGGAUGGAGCGGUGCUCUCUGAGAGCCAGGCCAUCCGACCUUUGCCCAACGGAUCCCUGCUUAUCUCGCCAUCCUCCACGGAUGGCCAGGCUCCAGUGGGUGUGGAGGGUGGAUACAGCUGUCUAAGUACCAGCUCGACAGGAGCCCUGACCAGCCGGGCUCUCUCCCUGCAUCUCGCCAGCUUGUCCCGUUUUCUUCAGGAUCCUGAGCCUCAGGUUGUGCCUGUAGGUGGCACUGCCCGGUUUGAGUGCUAUGCAGAUGGCUUGCCCACUCCAAGUAUCACCUGGGAGAAGGACCAGGCACCUCUACCUGCACCUACAGACCCUCUAGACCCACCCAGGUACAUAUCUCUUCCUAAUGGGGUGCUGCAGAUUUUAGGAGUCUCUAAAGAAGAUGAAGGCUUGUACCGUUGCAUGGCCUUCAACUCUGCCCGCAAGCGCUUCAGCCAAGAUGCUUCUCUCACAGUUAGCCCAGGUCUGUCUCAGGAGAGUGAGGUGGUGAUUGUGGCUCCACCGCGGAACUCUACAGUGGUAAUGGGUCGUCCAGCUGUGAUGGAGUGCAUGGCUCAGGGUGAGCCCAAACCCUUCGUGUCAUGGAGCAGACAGGAUGGGAAGCCUAUAGCUACUGAUGUGGUUGUCCUGGCAACCAACCUAGUGAUUCCUGACACCCGCAGUCACCAUGCUGGAGUGUAUGUGUGUCGUGCCAACAAACCCAAGACCAGAGAUUUCAUCUCAUCUCCAGCCGAACUUCGAGUACUGGCUCCACCAGUCAUCCUCCAGCCCCCAGAGGCAGUGUCCCUGUCCCGGGGGAAUACGGCUCGGUUUGUGUGUAAUAGUUCUGGUGACCCUCCCCCUGCUCUGCGCUGGCUCAAGAAUGGAGAACCGGUCCAGUCUAAUGCCCGGGUUAAGACUCAGAACCCUGGAGUUCUUCUCAUCAACCAGCUGCGGCUGGACGAUGCGGGAUACUACCAGUGUAUUGCUGCCAACAGCCUGGGCACCGCCUGUGCCACUGCCAAGCUGUCCGUCAUCGUGAGGGAGGGGCUGCCAAGCCCUCCUCGUCAUGUGUCGGCCACACCCCACUCCAGCACCUCAGCAUUGCUCACCUGGGACCCACCUGAACACAAUAGUGACCAGAUCAUCGGCUUCUCAGUACACUACCAACGCACUGCAGGCUCAGACAACAUGGAAUAUCAGUUUGCGGUGAAUAACGACACCACAGAGCUGCAUGUAAAGGAGCUGCUCCCUCACACAGCCUACACCUUCUAUGUAGUGGCCUAUUCGCCCAUGGGGGCCAGCCGCCCGUCACAGCCCGUUACUGUGGAGAUGCUAGAGGAUGUUCCCAGCGCUUCACCGCAGCUGUCCCUGCUGAGCACAUCUCCCACUGACAUGAGAGUCAUGUGGCUGCCCCUCUCCUCACAGCUGAGCCGUGGAGCCAUCACACGCUACCGCAUUGACUACAGAGCGCUGGAGCAGGUGGAUCGCAUAUACUCUGUGGAAGUGGGUGGGAAUGAGACACAGGUGACUCUAAGGGAUCUGAAACCAAAUCAAACGUACCAGCUCCGGAUUGCGGCGGGAACGCGAGCUGGGUUCAGCCAGCCUUCUGAGUGGGCCUCGCAUCACACACCAAACCUUACUCAGGUGCUCUUUGCUCCCACCGAGCUCAAAGUGAGAGCCAAAAUGCUUUCCCUCCAUGUCACAUGGCAACCACCACCCAAUCACACUCAGAUAACAGGCUACAAGCUUUCCUGGUGGGAGGUGGAUGGAGACGAGCUGACCAAUGAGGAGAAGCCUGUAAUCAAUAAGAGGGUUCAGCAGAUCAAACUGAGGAAGAGAGUUAAACACCAUGAGGUCACAGGCCUUGCUCCUGAUCGGCUGUAUGAAGUGAAGGUUUGGGCUUUUAAUAAACAGACUGAGGGUUAUCCUGCUGUAUGGAAGGGCAGAACAGAGAAGCUCACACAAGUGUGGAAUCCAAUCUCUCACCCACCGUUGCCGCCCAUCAGCCUCAGAGCUCGUGCGAACAGUUCCACCUCUAUCUGGCUCCGCUGGGAGAAACCGCACUUCAGCAAUGUGCGAAUCAUCAACUACACAAUACGCUGCAGCCCCGCAGGAAUACGCAAUGCAUCGCUGGUCUCAUACUAUACCAGCUCUUCUCAGGAGAUUUUACUGGGAUCACUGAAGCCCUUCACUAGCUAUGAAAUCGCUGUGCAGUCAAACGGAGUUGAUAUUAGUGGCCCCUUCAGCAGCACUGUGGAAGAAUACACACUUCCAGACAGACCUUCCUCUCCUCCUGUGGAUAUGCAGUUGAGUGCACUGGACUCAUUCUCUGUUCUGGUUAGCUGGCACCCUCCACUGGAGCCAAAUGGAGUCAUUUUGACCUACUGGAUCUUCUACACUGGCAACAUCAGCCAUCCAGAUCACCUGUGGAUAAACCUUACACAUGAUGGUUCUGUCACCAAUGCAGAAGUCCAGGGCCUGAUGAGUGGGACUCGUUAUUAUUUUAAGAUGGGGGCCUGCACUGAAAUGGGGGUGGGACCAUAUUCACCUGUGAAGGAUGUUUAUACUCCGCCAAAGAAAUAUGAGCUGGACAUCCAUGCUGUGACUGGUAUCAUAGUUGGAGUGUGUCUUGGUCUGCUCUGCAUCCUGUUCUGCUUGUGUGUCAGUUUCCGCAACGGAAAAACACGGGAUGUCUCUGGUGGACUUGACUCGAGUUCUUUGAGUCCUCAGUACAGGAAGGGUGCCCGUCCAGUGCCUGCUGCUGCGCCUGACUGCAGUGACUGCCAUGAGCUGGAAACCCUCAUGCCCUCUACUGCACAAGACCCCAACAGACCCCUCACAGAGCCCAGUGAGGAACAGAGUCUAAUGGGUAAUGUUGCAGGGACUGAUGAUGGCCUUUCAGAAUCCAAGUCAGCCUGGAACGGAUCCGUCAGUCGGAAUUGGGCCAAUAGGAUCACUAGAUACAGAGAUACUAUAACUGAGGAUUCUUCGGCUCUCAUCAAUGGAGCUUUAGAGGGACCACCGUCAGAGUACAGUAAGAGUGGGCAUGUGGAGAGGCUGUAUUCCCUCAGCAAGAACCAGGUGGAGGCUGAAGUCAUUGUGCAUUCGCAGCUGUCUAACACAACAGUUGACCAGGGUCCACAAAGCGACAUGGAGCUCUGUCUGGAGUCUCCAUCUUCCCAGCACCCUUCUCCUGGAGACAAGGCAACUCCAUCAACCCCUCAUCCACCUUGUGCUCACAACGAGGACAACAAUGAGAGCCAAUCUCCAUCUCCAACCCCCAGCACUCACAUCUCCGAAGUACUGUCCAAUCACAAUGGACCAUUUGAGAGUGAGCUUAGCCAGCCGACAGUGGGUGGUGCCAAAAACCAAGGAGUGGGGCUUACUAAUGGCUUCCACUCGUCCAAACCCCUUCGGCCAAAGGCAGAGACCCUGGAGAACGGGACCCACAGACUGUGCCCCACAGGAAAGGUUCUGUCCUCACCAGGUCUCCCCACUUCCCCCUCAUCCUUAGCCAAUUCUGGCCUUGACCAUUUUACCUCAGGGGCGCAUAACUAUGCGUACCCCUAAGCUGGAAGGAAGAGAAGUGUAAUAAAUGGUGUUCCUGAAGUUCUGGGACAGAGAAGGACAACAGUGGAGACCAAUGAGUGGCACCUUCCUGCUGGAGAAAUGGAUAUUUUCUCAUAGCCACGCUUGCCUCCUCUCUCAGCUGUUUUAUUGCAACCUUUUGGUUCCAUUAUUUUAUAUGUAUGUACAUAUAGAAUAUUUUUUUAGCACUAGCAUCCAUGGAUAUGCAUUUUAUGGCAUAUCAGUGGCACACUUUAAUUCCUCUUUGUGUGCAUGUAUGGAAUGUGCUGAAUUGGUUUAUAUGUUUACAUGCACACAUGAGGUCAAUGAGGUGAAGUCGAAGGAUCCUGAAAUCAGCCCUGCAUAUGGAAACAGAACUCAUUCACGGGACAGAUGUCACGGAUCGAUCCGAGGUGCAGACCCAUUUUGUCAAAGAAGAUUACCCUGCCACAAAGUACCACCUCCUGCUGUCUCAGGGUUGCUAUACAAAGAUCUGUGCUUUCAAAAUGGUUAUUAUAAACAAAAAAUAGCACCACCUUCAGUUCUACAUGGAUAUUGCGUAACUGUCUAUUUGACUUUAAAGGGAUUGUGCACCCAUCAAUGAAAAUUUCGUCAUUUGCUCACCCUCGUGUUGUUCCGAACCUGUGCAUGGACAAAAAAACAUCUUUAAAAUAUCUUGUUUUGUUUUCUGCAGAGGGAAGAAAGUCAUACAGGUCUGGAAUUUUCAUUUUUGGGUAAACUGUCCCUUUAACUUGAUCAGAUCAAAGGGACAUCUUCACACGCAUGCAUGCAAACACAAACCUGAAUACAAUACAAAUAAAAAGCCACAUUCCCUGACUGGAGCAUAGCGUCUCAGGAGUCUCAAAUUCAAGGUGCAUUUGUAUAUACAUGAUUGCUGUAUUAAAAACAUGUGGAAAAACGUGACAAAAAUGAAGGAACACUCAUGUACAUUUUGUAUCAUUUCAAGUCUUGAGUGUACUUGUAAAGACACAUCACACUGAUUCAUGCUCCAACUUUUUCUCAGUCAACAGCACUACCUCAUUUCUUUACAGGAUUAUAUUAUUUUUCGGUGUGAUUUUAUGAGUGUAAUUAAGAAGGCGACUUCUUACGUGCGUUUUUUAAGCCGUCUGAUUCAUAGCCUUUGGAUAAUAGCAGAAUCUACUGCCCUUCUCACUCUGUCUGUGUUCUUGUGUAACGGUUACUGAAACCUUCGUCUCUGGUAAUUAGCCUGUGUGCGAGCAUGUGGUUAUUCGCUUGUGUGAUAUGGGAGAUAAAUAAUUUGAUCGUCACAACAGUUUUCCAAUAUACCCUUCAAGUAAGGGAUUUAAAAACAAUGGGAAGUGUCCAUAAGAUCUACCUGUUGACAUGCCAGUCAUCUCCUUUUCUCAGGAACUUCUACACAGGGAGUCUGAGAAGAACAUUUUCAGCCAAACUAGGAAAUAGCCUCCAUCUCUCAGGCAGGUCUUGUCCCGUACCGUAUUUGUCUUUUGGCAACGCAUCUUUCACCAUUUCGUGUUCAUCUGGAACGGUAAAUAAACUUUGUCCUCCAUGCAAAAUCAUGCAUUGCUGCUGAGAGCAGGAUUUGUAUCUAUUGCGCUUCACUUUUAUGCAUUUUAAUGCUUAUUUAAAGUAGUCUCUUUUAUGUUAAAGCUGUUAUAUCGGAAGACGUCAACGACAACUCUCGGUCUAGUCGGUCUCUGUCAUUUGAUUUUACUCCUUAUUCAAUAAUUUCACUGAAUAGUGCUUUGGUGCUAGAUCAAGACUGUAGGUUCCUUUUAAGAUGGUAUUUUAAACAUUCCAGUUUUUGUAUGUACAGUACAGCAGGCCAAACUCAGGGCUGAUCAUGUAGGAAAUGAAGAUGAUGAAUGUCUGAAUUACUCUGGCUGCUUUUUAAACAACACACUGUAAGCAUGUUGCAUACCGUCAGUUGUCUCAAUUCUAGAUGUACAGUGGCCAGUCAACAACAACUUGAUCUGUAGCUUUAGUCGAUGAUUUUACUGAGAUUAUAAUGUAUUUGUUGAAUAUGCUUCAUGCUAAAAGAAUAGUUCACCCAAAAAGGACAAUUCUGUCAUUGACGCACCCUCAUGUCGGUCCAAAGUUAACCUGUAUGACUUGCUUCUUUCUUCAAAAAAGAA